AUGUCUCUUAGUUUUGGCGUUUUUUUACGAACACAAAAAGUCACCAAACGACUUGUGAAAACCACAAACAUACGAGGUGUGUUACAGAGGUGCGCGUACACAUAUACAUCUAAAAUGCGACUGUUGGCGCACAACAUGCUCGCGUGCAACGUAAAAGGCGUGGUAAACGGGUACCCGCUGACCAUUCACGCGACAAAAAUAGAAACAAACGAGAGUGAAUUUAACGGGAAUUUCAUCGUCCACAUGCUCGGGAAGUUGGAUUGGGGGGCGUUUUUGAAAGCGUGCAAAGAGGUGAACGCGAGCGAGGAUUUACCGGAGGAGAUUCCCUCGCGCGAUGCGUUUGGAACUGAGGAAGAGCAAUACGAGAUGUUUUUGAGGAAAGUGCACCACGCGUUGUUGGAAGUGACCGUGGUGGAAGGGCACUUGGAAUGUCCGGAGAGUGGGAGGAAGUUUCCGAUUGAAAAUACCAUUCCGAAUAUGCUUUUGAACGAAGACGAGGUUUAA
Bathycoccus prasinos is the source of this 504-nucleotide messenger RNA. RefSeq lists its product with no specific name. Gene Ontology annotation, molecular function: protein heterodimerization activity. The record is from RefSeq and is a predicted model, not a curated record. Lineage: Eukaryota; Viridiplantae; Chlorophyta; Mamiellophyceae; Mamiellales; Bathycoccaceae. The transcript has a single exon. Bases 1 to 504 code for a protein of 167 amino acids. Gene Ontology annotation, biological process: rRNA (guanine-N7)-methylation; peptidyl-glutamine methylation; tRNA methylation.